AUGAGUACCUCUGGCUUGCCUCUCUCAUAUGUGAACGCACUCAAUAUCGGCAAACAGUCGAGGAGCGCAGCGAUAGGCUUGUUAUUUUACGACCACUUACUCAGCCUAGAUCGCGAGGUUGAGUUCGUCUGGACAGCCGACAAAAAACGACCAGCAUUCUGGUUGUACAUCUUUGUGAGCACCCCGGUUUUCGCAUCCCCGGGACUCUCCGCCAAUUCAUGGCAGAACCGGUUCUUUGCUCUUGCCUACUACAUUUUUGAUACUAUCCCAAUUACGCCCGCUGGACGGACGCCUUCAAAUGCUGGCACCAGCUGUGUUAUAUAUCUCAUGUGCGACGCUAUAGUGACUACCCUUUCGACACUGGCUGUGCAAGUUGUCCUACAGCUUCGGAUAUAUGCUUUAUACGAACGAAAUCGAAGAAUCCUCAUACUACUUGUUACGUUAUGUUCCCUCGAAGUCGUUGCCAUGGCCGUCCUCGUUGGCAUCACCAUGGGCCAUCUUGAAGGCCUUCCAUUGAGGUCCACAGCGACAGGUUGUGCAUAUCAGGGUCUACUCUCGCUCUCGUCGCUCUUCUGGAUCCCCGGCCUGGUCUAUGAGCCGAUCCUCUUCGUCCUGGUUGCGUACAAGGCGUGGGACCCCUUCGGGCGUCAACCGACCUUACCGCUCGUCAAACGAAUUGCCCGCGACAGCUUGAUGUAUUUUGUCGCCGUCUUCGCCGAGCUGCUCGUCAGCACCAUCAUCUGGGCGCACGCGCCGCAGUACAUCAACAUCGUGAACCCGUGGUCCGCGGCGCUGCCGUCCCUACUUGGGAGUCGGCUUAUGCUCAACAUGCGCGAAGCUGUCUUCAACAACGGUUCCACAAACACCUACAUCAUAGAGACAUUCACUGACGCCUCGCCCGACAUCACGUAUGCGCGGCAAGGCAAUGAUGAAGAGAACGAGAUGAACGAGAUAUCAUGACACAAGAAAUGACGGGGAAUGUACUAGGCUGUUUGCCACGAUGUUGAUUAUUGUCAGGAAGACUAUCGAACUUACAUGAAUGUACGCUGGUUGUGGCCGCCGUCCUGCAGGUUAACGAAGUAAGUAGUACUGACAUUUCGCUCUGUAGAUUCUGGCAACCUGUUCGCUUGUCUGACGUCGC
Molecule: messenger RNA, 1141 nt
Organism: Phanerochaete carnosa HHB-10118-sp
Lineage: Eukaryota; Fungi; Basidiomycota; Agaricomycetes; Polyporales; Phanerochaetaceae
Exons: 12
Coding region: 1-960 (319 amino acids)
Source: RefSeq, a predicted model, not a curated record